Messenger RNA from Capronia coronata CBS 617.96, 1236 nucleotides. RefSeq names its product cysteine synthase A. Gene Ontology annotation, molecular function: cysteine synthase activity. The record is from RefSeq and is a predicted model, not a curated record. The transcript is spliced from 2 exons. The coding region runs from base 1 to 1236 and encodes 411 amino acids. Gene Ontology annotation, cellular component: cytoplasm. NCBI's taxonomy places the organism in Eukaryota, Fungi, Ascomycota, Eurotiomycetes, Chaetothyriales, Herpotrichiellaceae.
AUGCCAUGGACACAUCGUGAUGUCCUUGUAGGCUUCGCCUCGGGCCUGAUCGUGGCGGCGGUGGUUGACCAUCUCCGUCGACGGUACACGCUGGGCUGGUUGGCGUCCAAGUCGAACGAACAGACGAAGCCGGCCUCAACUCUGCAUGGCCAAGCACUCCGGCCUUCUGGAGUCGGCAUCGAAUCCACGAUCGGCAACACUCCAUUAAUUGAGAUUCGAUCCCUGUCCGCGGCCACGGGAUGCACGAUCCUGGCGAAAUGCGAGUUUCUGAAUGGCGCGGGCAACAGCCCCAAAGACCGUGUGGCGCUGAGCAUGAUCGAGCACGGUGAAGCUGCCGGUCUCUUGGAGCCUCAUUCAGGAGAUACCAUCUAUGAAGGUACGGUCGGGUCGACAGGCAUAUCCUUGGCCACGCUGUGCCGGGCACGGGGCUAUCUCGCGCACAUCUGCAUGCCUAGCGACCAGAGCUUCGAGAAAUCCAAUCUUCUCCUCAAACUGGGCGCGGUGGUGGAGAGAGUGACGCCCGCUCCUAUCGUCGAUCAAGCCCAUUUUGUCAACCGCGCCAGGAACCUAGCUCGCGAGCAUACGGCCGACCCAGCCAAAAGGGGGAGAGGCUACUUCGCUAACCAGUUCGAGACCGAGGCCAACUGGCGGGCUCAUUACGACGGGACCGGACCGGAGAUAUAUGCUCAGGCGGAAGGGCGAGUGGAUGCCUUUGUCACGGGCGCUGGGACCGGCGGCACGCUGUCAGGCGUCGCAAUGACUUUGAAAGAGUGUCUACCGCAAGUAAAGGUGGUGCUGGCCGAUCCGCAGGGCAGUGGGCUCUACAACAAAAUCAAGCACGGUGUCAUGUUUCAUAGUCUGGAGAAGGAAGGCACUCGGCGUAGAGAUCAGGUCGAUACAAUUGUCGAAGGCAUCGGCCUGACCCGUUCAACCGUCAAUUUCGAGCAAGGCAGAGAGCUGAUUGAUGACGCCGUCAAGGUCACAGACGCGCAGGCCAAGAACAUGGCGAGAUGGUUGGUGGAAAGAGAUGGUAUUUUCAUUGGCAGCAGUAGUGCCGUCAAUUGCACUGCUGCUUUACAAACAGCUCUGAAACUUGGCCCUGGCCAUCGCGUGGUGACUAUUCUCUGCGAUUCCGGGGCUCGACACCUCUCCAAGUUCUGGGCUCAGAUCGGAGACAUCGGAGGAGAAGCCCGCACGACAAUUGAGGAUAUUCUGGAAGGAAGAUCUCUCAACUAG